AUGCCGAAGGCACCCAUGGGGCCCUGGUUUAGUCCACGUGUCCGAUAUUCAUUGGCCGUUCAUUUUGGUAUAAACAGGAGUCCCCCAAGUCCUCUUGCGAGAGUUCUCGGAAGGGGAUUUGAAGUUGUCUUCGGAAGGAAGGUGAUCCUACCGUUCGGUAGUCCUGUUGAGGAAAGGGGCUCAACUUUGGCCCUUCCGGCAUUAUUUGUUCAGAGGCUGACGUUGUCGAAGUCAGAAGGUCGCGUCGAGCGGACGGGUGAAGGGACAUCUGAGCGCUUCGACCUUCGCGCCCCGCGUGCCGUCAGUCCCCCAUAG
Molecule: messenger RNA, 315 nt
Organism: Prunus armeniaca (apricot)
Lineage: Eukaryota; Viridiplantae; Streptophyta; Magnoliopsida; Rosales; Rosaceae
Source: the annotation of a GenBank genome assembly